CAGCAGCUGAGCAGAGUAUAAAAACACUCAGGACUCAGCAACUUCAGAUCCGUGAGAUCAAACUGAAGAGCAUCUGUUCACCACUGCGAGCGUAAAAGCCUGUCAUGAUGGAUAUCACUAUCACAAUGCUGAAUGGGGAGUGUCGUACCCUGACGGUGAACCCGGGAGACUCUGUGUCCUCCCUGAAGCGCCUCAUCCAGAGCCACCUGCAGGUCGCCCCGGAGUGUCAGAGGCUCACCAUCAGCAACGGGCAGAACAAAGUCCUCAGUGACAACUCCAAACCACUGAGUUACUAUGGAUUAGUGCCUGGCUCAAAGGUAUCCCUUCUGGUGGUCGAACCAACACCCGUCCAGGUGUUUCUGAAGAACGAGAAGGGUCAGACCAGCACAUACGACAUGGACCCGGGGGAGACCGUGCAAAGCUUCAAAAGGAAAGUGCACGCCAGAGAGAGGGUCCCCGUGGAUCAGCAGAGGCUCAUCUACCAGGGCAAAGAGAUGAUGGACGGCAAACUUACAGACUACGGCGUCGAAGCUCUUGGGACCAUAUACCUGACUCUGCGCCUGCGAGGAGGUUAAGGACACUGCCACACUUAGUUUAGAAUUAUUUUUAUUUAAUUUCUCUGAUUUAUUGUAUUUCACUUGUUCCUGCUAAGUUUACUUGUUUAUAUAACUGCACCUUAUUACUAAAAAUCAGUGUUUAUUCUCUUUGACUAAAUAAAGUUAAUUUAAUUUAA
Messenger RNA from Periophthalmus magnuspinnatus, 733 nucleotides. It is a transcript of the gene isg15, whose product is annotated as ISG15 ubiquitin like modifier. Bases 105 to 575 code for a protein of 156 amino acids. The record is from RefSeq and is a predicted model, not a curated record. NCBI's taxonomy places the organism in Eukaryota, Metazoa, Chordata, Actinopteri, Gobiiformes, Gobiidae. Gene Ontology annotation, molecular function: proteasome binding; polyubiquitin modification-dependent protein binding; ubiquitin binding. Gene Ontology annotation, biological process: proteasome-mediated ubiquitin-dependent protein catabolic process. Gene Ontology annotation, cellular component: cytosol; nucleoplasm. The transcript is spliced from 2 exons.